Messenger RNA from Babesia bovis T2Bo, 397 nucleotides. RefSeq names its product GNL3L/Grn1 putative GTPase family protein. The record is from RefSeq and is a predicted model, not a curated record. The transcript has 4 exons. NCBI's taxonomy places the organism in Eukaryota, Apicomplexa, Aconoidasida, Piroplasmida, Babesiidae. The coding region runs from base 35 to 295 and encodes 86 amino acids.
UUCACCCCAGUGGGACUCUUCAUUCGAAAAGCAUAUGAUAUACAAGAUGGUGAAGCUCAAAAAGGGAUCUAAGCGACAAGAGCUCGCUAGGAAAUAUAACAUCGAGCGGAUGGUCGCAGCUCAUAAAAAGAAGAUUAAGAAAUUGAAAAAUAAAGGCGAAUUAAAAAUUAAAAAUAGGAAGCCACCUCAAAUUCCAAAUUGUAUCUUCAAAAAGGAAGUGCUUGAUAACAUCAAGCGUACUAAGGAAAUAACGGACGCACAUACAAUGGAACAAAAACAGAAGAAAACGAGUUGAAGGCAUUAACGAAAACGUUGAUUUAUCAUGCCAUCACACCUCGGUACAUCGCAUUUCGCAUUAAUUCACAAAAAAACGCGUUUAAUUAACAUUUACUGAUGU